Molecule: messenger RNA, 1748 nt
Organism: Ipomoea nil (Japanese morning glory)
Lineage: Eukaryota; Viridiplantae; Streptophyta; Magnoliopsida; Solanales; Convolvulaceae
Product: B3 domain-containing protein Os03g0120900-like
Exons: 1
Coding region: 317-1537 (406 amino acids)
Molecular function (GO): DNA-binding transcription factor activity; DNA binding
Source: RefSeq, a predicted model, not a curated record
UUAGCUUAGCUUAGCUACUUUAGCUUUAACUAGCUUAGCUUCCAUCCUCAGCUGGCUCAUUCAUCUCUUUCCCUCUUCUUUCAUAGCUUAGGCUUGGACCCAAGAAAUCAUGAAAAGAGAUCGCAAUUGAAAAGUAGAGAGAAAAAUUCCCCCCCGCCCAUCCACUAUCUCUCUUUCUUUAUCUUUAACCCUAGAAAGCACCCCGGCCAGCCUGGGAAUUAACCCAUUUUUGUAGAUCUGUGUGUUUUUCAGAGAAGCUAAGCAUGCUGGAUUGAUCGGGGAGGAAAGGUUUUCUGGUUGUUCUUCUGGAAGAGAUAUGCGCCCAUUUUCUGUUGCUUCAUCUUCUCUCUCUUAUGGCCGACAGCAGCAAAGGGUUUGGUUAGAUGGCGGCGGGGAGGGAGAAGGCGGAGGGGGAGAGGCGGCGGGCGUGAUGAUGAUGAUGAUGGAGGGGGGCGGCGGCGGCGGCGGGGAGGUUAAUGGAGGGGAAGGCGGCGGCGGUGGCGGGGGAGAUGAGGCGGCGAGUAGUAGUGGGGUUUUGAUGGAGAAGGAGCAUAUGUUUGAUAAGGUGGUUACGCCGAGCGAUGUGGGGAAGCUGAACCGGCUGGUGAUUCCGAAGCAGCACGCGGAGAAGUAUUUCCCGUUGGACUCGUCGAACAACGAGAAGGGGCUUCUGUUGAACUUCGAGGACCGGAAUGGGAAGCCAUGGCGGUUCCGGUACUCUUACUGGAACAGCAGCCAAAGCUACGUGAUGACUAAAGGGUGGAGCCGGUUCGUGAAGGAGAAGAAGCUGGAUGCGGGGGACAUCGUUUCGUUCCAGCGUGGCGCCGGCGAGACGGUUAAAGAUCGUCUUUUUAUUGAUUGGAGGCGCCGUCCGGAUUCCCACUCCGAUCAUCACCACCGUCACCAUCACCUCGCGCCCAUUCCGGCCAUCUCGCUCCCGCACCACUUGCCCUUCCAGCGCUCCAUCCUACACUACCCUUCCGCGGCGGCGCCGCCAUGGAAUCAUCAUCAUCAUCAUCAUCAGGCUGUGUUAUCGCCGCCGCCGCCCCCAUACGGCUACACCUACGGAUUCGGGAGCACUCAUCACAAUUCUGUAAUUUUUAACGGCGGCGGCGGGGGAGGCGCCAGCGGUAGUGCGGUGGUGGUAAACGGAAACCCUUGUUCGUCGGGGAUUUAUCUGCGACCAAUGAGCGCCGCCCACCAGCAAGAAAUUAUGCAAAGAAGAGGCGGAGGAGCAAUGGUGUUCGAGUCGGUGCCGGUGGUCCAAGGCAAAGCUGCUGCAAAGCGACUGAGGCUAUUUGGCGUGAACAUGGACUGUCCCAUUUCCGACUCGGAUGACUGCGACAUUUUGUCUUCCUCCUCCUCCGCCGCCACCGCCACCGCCUCCAACUCCGCCGCUUCUCCGACAACAAUCCCAACUUCCCUUCAAUUAAGGCCCUGCGGCUACGACACCACCCAAGAAUUAUUGGAAUUAGCAGCUUCUGAUAAGCCCAACAAGUCCUCCUCCUCCUCCAUGUCCCUCGAUUUCGAUAUCUGAUCAGAUCAUCCAUUCCCAGAAUUGCAGAAAGAAAGAAACAAACAAACAAAGCAAGCUCUCCUCAACUCAACAUUUCUACUAGCAUUAUUAUUCAACAUAAACUUCUUCGUGUAUAAAAUCGUCGUUAUAAUACUACUACUCACCAUCUAAGAGAGAGAGAUCGUGAGAUAGAUCAAUACACUUCAAUUUCCCAUUUCUUCUUCAUCCUUAA